Messenger RNA from Acipenser ruthenus (sterlet), 7876 nucleotides. RefSeq names its product V-set and immunoglobulin domain containing 8b (gene vsig8b). Lineage: Eukaryota; Metazoa; Chordata; Actinopteri; Acipenseriformes; Acipenseridae. The transcript is spliced from 9 exons. The record is from RefSeq and is a predicted model, not a curated record. The coding region runs from base 153 to 1271 and encodes 372 amino acids.
CCUGUCUCCAACAGUCUGUGAAGGAGCAGGAAGGAUUGUCACUCUGCUGGUUUUAGCUACUCAAGCUACUCCUGGUACUAGUUCGAUCAGCAAUAUCCUUUUUGUAACGAGGUGACCAGAAGUGAACGCAAUAUUCUAGGAUUGCAGCAGGAAUGGACGUGUUGUGUUGGAGGAAGCCUGGUGUGUGCUUUAGAAAGUUAUUGAUGGUGCUCUCUGCAAUCUACCUGAGCACAGAUAUGACUGUGGCAAUGAAGGUGACCUCCAUUGGGCCACAGACAGUCCGCAAAGCCCGGGGCGAGACAGUAGUUCUGGGAUGUACUUUCAUCGCUGACGACGCAGAUAGGGGAGAGCUGGACAUUGAGUGGUCGAUCAUGAGCCCAGAUACAACACAGAAAGAUGAGCUGAUCCUGGGUUUUUCUGGGGGUGAGGUGUUUCAUUACGGCAGCCAAGAUCUCAGCAAACGUUUGAGCUUCACGGCUAAGAACCCAGCAUUGGGUGACGCCUCUAUUUCCAUAACAGACCUGAAACUUGGAGACACAGCAACCUACCAGUGCAAAGUGAAGAAAACGCCGGGCAUUGAUACACGCAAGGUUACAUUGGUGGCGGAGGUGCGGCCCUCAGUGCCCAGGUGCUCAGUGCAGGGGAGCCAGGAUGAGGGCAGCUCAGUAUCUCUCAGCUGCAAAUCUGAUGAGGGCAUGAUCCCCCUCACCUACAAGUGGGAGAGGCAGAGUGGAGGAGGACUACCGCCCACAGCCAUACAGAACCCUGGAACAGGCAUACUCCUGAUCCAGAAUCAUACCAAGAGUUUCUCAGGAUCGUAUCGAUGCACAGUGAGAAACGCUGUUGGAGAGGAGCAGUGUGUGCUGUCGCUUGGUGUAAGCCCAUCUGUGAAUAAAGCCGGAAUGAUAGCGGGCGCUGUGAUUGGUGCUCUGCUUUUGUUGCUCCUCCUCCUGCUCCUCAUCUGGCUUCUUAUUUGCUGUUGCAACAAGCGGCGAUAUGAGAAGGAAGUGGCCAAUGAGAUCAGGGAGGAUGUGGCCUCUCCAAUCAGUCGCUCUGUCACACCCAAUGCCAGUGUCCACUCCAGCUUCCGCUCCAUCCUGGGCUACCGCUCACAUCACAUCACUGGCUACCAUUACCAACGAGCCAACCACAGUGUCAUCUACAAGGAGCAGCUUAUGGACAUCCACAAACCAUCGAAUUACAACCUGACAAUACCUGGGGGGGCUCCUGUUAUGACAUUCGCUCAAAACAGAGAAGGGUACUCUGUCUAAAAAGACAGAAAAGUAGUUAGUGUAUAGGAUAAAAAAAGUGAUGCAACAAAAGAGAUAUAGGUUUGAUAUAGUAUGGGAGAAAUUGUGUAUUUUAAAAGUGUUAUAAUUUCUAUAAGUAUAAAAAUCCAUAUAUUUGAUGGAUACGGACAGUUGGAGCCUUAUCACAUAUUCUAAAUCACUGCGCUACAUCACAGAAUUUAAAGUAUCGGUAGCCAUCUGGUUUACAGUUACAGAUGUGCACAGUAACUAUGAAACUGAGUGACCAAUUACCUGCAAUAAAUCCCAAAGUAGUAAGCAGACAUGCCGAUCUGGAUAAAGAACAAUGAAAUAAACAGGAAGAUUUCUGAUACAGACCUUAAACAAAUUACUGAAAUCCGAGACGUCAUUGAAUUUAUUUUUAUUCCUCACGUCUGCAUUGAGUGACAGGAAAUAAAUAAAUAACUCAGUGCCGUCUCAACUCCGCCCCCUGGUGUAUUUUUUUUUAAUGGCAAUGUGCACAAUAUCAAAAAUAAAGAUGUACGGGGACUUCCGGUGGCUUCCACCCAAGAUGGUGGCUUAGUUUGAGAGCUCCCACACUCAUCGCCCGAUUUAUUAAAAAAUAUACUUAUUAUUUCAGUGAAGGGCACGUUUUGCUACUAGCAUUACACAAUGGAGACACCAGAGAAAAGGGAUUCGUCAGCCAUGGACCCAAAUACUCCUUCCCCAACUAUGAAAGCCAAGAGUAAAAAAGCCAAAAAGCAGCUACUUACCUUUGAGUGCACAGCACAGAACGCGACUGAGCCCAGCCGCCAGGAUCCACAGGGUCAGACGCUGCCCUGGCUAACAGGUCCCAGCUUCAUUCGCUGAGAGAUUUUAUUGUGGAAUGCAUCAGGGAGUGUUUAAAAAGCUAAAUCACUGCUGAGAUUAAAACGGUUUGUGCCGAAAUUAAGUCCAUCCAAUCUCGGCUGCAGCAAACCGAGGAGAAGAUUUCCGUUACUUUCUCCACUGUUGACAAGCAGAAUAAGCGCGUAGAUAUUCUCCAGGCUGCCCAGCGCCAAAACCGGGCUUGCAUUGAAGAAUCUGAAACGGAGAUUGCCUUGCUUAAAUCUCGACUGGCUGAGUUAGAGGAUAGAAACCGCCGAUCGUUUUUGCGGAUCGUGGGCUUGCCAGAGGGUACCGAGGGGGGGGGGGACCCUAUUGACUUCCUGCAAAAAUCCCUACCAAUGUGGCUGUCAUCUUUGACCGGGCCUAUUGAAAUUGAGAGGGCCCAUCGCAUCUAUGAUGGAUCUAGCGCUCGCAGAGACAGGCCUUGCACCUUCAUUUUUAAAUUACUUCGCUAUACUGAUCGGCAGUUCAUUCUUAGGGCUGCCAGAAAUGUAGCUACACCACCCCGGCUAGACGGAAGCUCUCUACUUUUCUUCCCUGAUUACUCCGCCUUUACUGCCCAGCGAAGAAAAUGUUUUGCCCCGGUUCAGAAAUCUCUCAGGCAGCUUGGAGUCCAGAACUUCUUGUUAAACCCGGCAAAACUGAAGAUCAUUCAUAACGGCCAACCCAGUAUGUUUGACUCGGCAAAGGAAGCGGAAAGAUUCGUUUUGGGAUUAUCUAAUACUCAAUCUAUGGACUAAAUCUGCCGCAUUAUUUCAAACACCAGAAAUGUGUGUGUGUUUUUUGUUUUUUUUUCUCUCGCUUUUGGAAAACACUACUGCUCUAAUAUGGUUAACUGAACCCUACAGCACGGGAUCUGCUUAAUCGGGACUGUAUGUAAGUUACAUCCACAUGGUAGUGUAUGUUGGGGUGUAAUUGUUUUUGUAUUACAUUACAUCUAUCUAUAUAUUGGGAUGGGGUUAGUUAUGCACUGUUAUUUAAUUUAAUUGUAUUGCAAUACAGACACCCUGAUUUUCUUUUCUACGUUGUAUUAACCUAUUAUAUAUUUCUACCUUCCUGAAGUGCAUUAUGUUUUGAGUUUUUGGGUGUGGGUUUUGCAUCUUGGUUCGAAACCACGGAAGCUAAUAUUUUUUGUUUUUGUUCUGGCAAUGAGGGUCACGGCGGCACUAUGAGCUGCUGCUUCUCUCAGCUAGUCAGUUUUGUAAAAAUAGUUGUUUUUGUAUAUCAGAUUACAUUUAUUAGGCAAUCGCUUGGGAGCACAUUGUUAUACCAGUGCAGGGCUAUUUAAAACAUUUUUUAUUUUUGUUUUAUUUAAUCUGUCCGAUGCUAAUUCCAGGAUAUGUUUACUUCUUUCAUUGCUGUCUGUUAACUAUGCAACCUCUGUUAUACACGCUCAGUACACAUGGGAGGAGUGGCCCCGUACUGCCUAUUUUAAACCUCCAUAAUGGCUAAUUAUAAUUAUAUGUCCUGGAACGUGCGUGGUCUUAACUCCCCCAUUAAACGAGCCAAAUGUUUAGAUUUUUUACAUCGUAAAAACGUUACAAUUGCAUUAAUUCAGGAGACCCAUCUCAAAUCUGCUGAUGUCAAUAGAUUUCAAAAUAAACACUAUAAAGUAAUUGCUCACUCCUGCGCCUUGAAUAAAACAAAAGGGGUACUGACUGUGGUUAACAGACUGAUAAAUAUUACUAUUAAUAGUUCAAGCAAUGAUACUGAAGGCCGUUUCUGUCAAGUAAUAGCAACACUUAACAGUGUUAAACUGUGCUUAGCAUCAGUUUAUGCACCCAAUGUUUUCGAUCCUCAAUUUUUUGAGAACAUCAGGCUUAAGCUAUCAGCACUCCCAGAUUGUGCACUUAUUGCUGGGGGGGAUUUUAAUUUGACUUUCAACCCAGCUCUUGAUACUUCAUCACAGGGCACUGCCCUGUCUCUUAUCCCUGCCUCUAAAUACUUUCAGAACUUUGUGCAAGACUUAAAUGUACAUGAUGCUUGGCGUCUGAGAAACAAUGGUGUUAAAGAUUUCACAUUCUUUUCGAAUAGACACAAAAUAUACUUUCGCAUCGACUACAUUUUUAUCUCCCCAAUUAUUAUGCAUAAUAUUAUUUCCACAGAUAUAUUGCCAAUUCUUAUUUCUGAUCAUGCUCCGGUUUUGUAUUCAUUUGACUUGGUCCCAGGAAUUAAGCGUGCUAAACGCUGGCGUUUUAACUAAUUUUUACUUCAGAAUGAAGCUGUCUUAAAACAUCUCACAGAGAGUUUGAGAGAUUUCCUAGAAAUCAACCGUAAUACUGCAACCAACCCACAUUCAUUAUGGGAGGUUACUAAAUGCUUUAUUAGGGGCUGCUGUACAGCCUUUUCUUCUAACUUGAAUAAAACACGAAACAAAGACAUCCUCCAGCUAGAAACUACUAUUUCACAGUUAGAAAAAGAACAGAAGUGUAACUUCUUAAAAAGUAAAGCAAAACAGUUAGCCACCUUAAAGACUGAAUUCAAAAAUCUUACUAGUAGCAGAGCAGAAUUCCUGGUACACAAAACAAGACAGCUCUAUUAUGAGCACGCAGAGCGACCUAGCAGAUUACUUGCAUUGCGUUUAAAACAAUCCGAACACUUGGCUUCUAUUGAGGCAAUCAGGGACAGCAAUAAUGUUGUACUUUCUAAACCAGAGCAGAUUAGCAAAGUCUUUCAAUAUUUUUAUUCUCAACUUUACACCUCUGAAGCUGGUGCAGACUUGGCAAAAAUUGAGGAUUUUUUAAAUCCAUUGGAAUUGCCUCAAUUAACUGCUGAAGAGGCGGAGCACUUGGACGCUCCUUUAACGUUGCAAGAAUUAGAGGCAGCAGCUCGAUCCAUGCAGAAGCGAAAGUCCCCUGGGUUGGAUGGCAUUCCACCUGAGUUAUUGCUGGCAGUAUGGGAUCAAGUUGGUUCAUAAUGCUCCAUUCUAUAAAUUUUUCACUGCAAACUGGCUCUUUCCAUAGAGAUCAGAAAUCGGCUUUGAUUUCAUUGCUUGUUAAAAAAAGGAAAAGACCCUUUAGACUGUGCCAGCUACAGGCCCCUUUCACUUUUAAAUUCAGAUCUAAAAUUGUUUGCUAAAGCUCUUUCUAGGCGGUUGGAAAAAUAUAUGUGUAAUCUAAUACAUCAUGAUCAGACCGGGUUUUUAAAGAGCCGCCUUGCUUCAGACAACUUACGGCGUCUUUUUCAUAUUAUAGACCAAGCCCCCCAUCAACCCGCCUCUUGUGCCGUAUUUUCUCUGGAUGCUGAGAAGGCAUUUGAUCGCCUGGAAUGGAACUAUCUGUGGGCAGUUCUAGAACGCUUUGGCUUCGGCCAUUCUUUUAUCAAUAUGAUCCGCACUUUAUACAGCAACCCUACUGCAUGUGUGCAGACCGGGUCAAUGUUAUCCCCUCAGUUUGCACUCGGCAGAGGUACCCGACAGGGCUGCCCAUUGUCAUCAUUAUUAUUUGUCCUUUGCUUAGAACCAUUGGCGCAAGCUAUUAGAUAAAGUAACAAUAUAGCUCCCAUUACUGUACAGGGCUCCAAACACCAUAUAUCAUUUUCUUGUUUCUAUCUGAUAUUUCUAAUUCAGUCCCUAACGCACUGCAUUUAAUUGAUCAUUUUGGUAAACUCUCUGGAUAUAAAAUAAACUGGUCUAAGUCUGUUUAUGUGCCUUUGAAUUGUAUUGCCACAACAACCCCUCUUCCCCCUCAUAUCUCUAUUCGGCCGCAGCUCACAGACUUUACAUAUUUGGGCAUUAAGAUAUCCCCAGCAGAUUUGUAAAGAAAAUAUGCUUGAAGUUCUAAAUAAAAUCAAAACAGAUUUGACUAGAUGGUCUCCAUUACAGGUUUCAUUACAUGGUAGGAUUUCUGUUAUAAAAAUGAAUAUACUGCCUUGUAUUAAUUUCCUAUUUUCUAUGAUCCCCAUUUCAUUACCACAAAAGUACCUUGAACAAAUAAAUUCUAUUAUAACUGGUUUUAUUUGGAAGGAUAGGCGACCAAGGAUUCGGUUGACUUUGCAGCGCCCUAAAACAAUGGGCGGCCUGGCAGUACCCAAUUUUAAAUAUUACUACUGGGCUUUUCAGCUAAGGGUAUUUAAAACGUGGCUGGAUUCAGGGUCUACAGCUUCUUGGCGACCAAUUGAGGAAGCCUUAGUUAAGCCAAUCAGACUCUAGGAUCUUCUAUUUUCCGCACCUAAGGACAGGGCUAUUUCUUUUCGAAUGGGUCCAAUCAUUGCAAACUCAUUAGAUAUUUGGAAGAAAGUUAACCGAUUUCUUGGCAGCCCCUCAGAACUUCAUAAGCUUUCACCUAUGUGGAACAAUCCCUUUUUACUGACAGGCUCUCAGCCUUUUACUUAUCCACCCUGGUCCUCCAGACAUAUUCAUAUUCUUAGUGAUAUCUUUGAUGAUAAUGGCCUUCGCACGUUCCAGGACCUUAAGGAUAAUCACUCGCUCCCUGGUUUUACCUAUUUCAUGUACCUCAGACUCCGCUCAGCCCUUGGCGCCUAUGGGGUGCCAUUGGACUCUAUGUUACCUAUCCACCCUGUGACUAAUAUAUUUGCUUCAACAGUCACCUCAAGAGACUUAGUUUCUUCUUUAUAUCACUUUUUUCUUUCUUUCUUUUAAAAAUAGCUCCCUUCCAGUUACCUUAAUAUGGGAUAGAGAGCUUGAAAAACUGGGCUGUAGUCCUGAUUGGGAAGCAGUAUGGGACAAUGUCUUUUCGUCCGCAAAAAAUCUAGCACACCAGCUAAUUCACUUCAAACUAGCACAUAGAAUAUAUGCUACACCAUACCGACGAUUCCAGAUGAAGAUCGUUUCAGAUCCUCUCUGCCAUAAAUGCACUCAGGGUGUGACUGGAACGUAUCUACAUAUGUUCUGGGAAUGUCCUGAAAUUGAAUGCUUAUGGAAAUAUGUGGCGACUGUGCUUUCUGACGUGAUUGGUGUGAAAGUGCCAUUGAGUCCCCAAUUGCUCCUUCUCAGCAAUGACUCCCAAAUGAAUAUUAGCCUUCAGACACGACGGCUGUUGUUGGCUGGACUAACAGCAGCUAAAAAGUCAAUCCUACGAGGUUGGGUGGAGACAGAGGUACCCUUAGAUCGUGUCUGGUUGCACUCAUUUGCAGAUAUUGUGUUGGUGGAGAGAAGUACAGCUAGAUUAUAUCAUGCCAGUGCAAAAACUGAAACGGCAUGGACAGAUGCCUUUUCUUAUCUUAUCUUGUUUUAGAGCUCCCAAUUGUUAGUUUGUAUUCAUGUGUACUAUGCCCAACUAUUUUACUUGCUUGUUAUGGAAAACAAAUAAAAAACAAUUGUUCAAAUAAAUAAAUAAAUAAAGAUGUACUUUCUUUUACAUGUUUGUCUGUACGCACAGGAUGCCUCCACUGCAGUGAAGUCAACUCUUUUGUCUUAAUAAAAAGUACUCACUGUGUAACUAUGCCUCUGGAACGAAAAUAAUUUUAUGUUGCAACAAAGCUGGAAACUAUAUUGAUUGUUUCAAAGAUGCAGUAAUGCAGGCAUAGCUCUGUCGUGAAUAUAGGUUGUCAAAAAGCACUCUGUUUUUUUUUGGCUUGUUCAGCAACCAUGCGGCAAAGCAAAAUUGAUUAAAGAAAAAACAAAAAAACAUGAGGAUCUGAUGAACUUUUCCUGUCAACUUUUCAUGUCGGGUUGAUUUGGAAUAAAAUAUCAGGUUGGGAUUCUUGCAUGUUGGAUUAAGAUUUGGUGCACUUUUAAACAAUUCAUGUCAGAUUGACUUUGAAUAAAAGUUCAGCUUCAA